AUGGAGAAUGAGACAACUUUGGCAACAAUCAAAUUAAUGAAUCAAGACUUGGUGUGGUUGGAUUGGUUCGAUGGAACGAACUACACGCGAUGGAAAGACAAAUUAAAGUUUCCCCUUACUGCACUAAAGAUAUUCUAUAUUCUAGAUCCGGAUUUGGCAUCACUAUCGGAACCAACAAAUGAAGAAACUGAAACCGUUAGAAAUGAAAGACAAAAGCGCCAAGAAGAUGAACUUAUUUGUCACGGUCACAUUCUCAAUGCACUUUCGGAUCGUUUGUAUGAUUUAUAUACAAACACAACAUCGGCGAAAGAAAUUUGGGAAGCCUUGGAAAACAAAUAUAAACCGAAAGAAGAAGGAUACCGAAAGAAAAUAAUGCAUAGUUCCAAAGAUUAUUCUUUGAAACAAUUGCAAAAAUAUCUUCGAAUUGAGGAAGAGUCGAGAAUGCGUGACAAAAAUGAUUCUCAUGAGGGCACUUCCAAAGUAAAUGCUGUAGAGAAAUUCGAACCGCCAAAGUCCAACAAAAGGAAGCCUUCAAAGAACAUUAAUAAGUUCAAGAAGAAGACUAAAGGAGGAUGCUUUGUGUGUGAAAAAUCUGGACACUACGCAAAAGAUUGUAGACACCGGAAACACAACACCUCUGAAGGUAAUGUGAAUUCCAUCCAAAACGAAAGGAUUGUGGCCACCGUAAGCGAGAUAAAUGCUAUUAAGGGAAAGGCUCCCGACUGA
This is a messenger RNA of Olea europaea var. sylvestris, 726 nucleotides long. RefSeq lists its product as uncharacterized. The transcript has 2 exons. Gene Ontology annotation, molecular function: nucleic acid binding; zinc ion binding. The record is from RefSeq and is a predicted model, not a curated record. Lineage: Eukaryota; Viridiplantae; Streptophyta; Magnoliopsida; Lamiales; Oleaceae. Bases 1 to 726 code for a protein of 241 amino acids.